AUGAGCAACGCGACGCAGUUCACCUUCGAGCUGGCCGGCCUGGGCGAGCGGGGCCCUCUGCGGGGCGCUUACUUCGCCCUGGCGCUGGCGGGCUACUCGCUGACCAUGGUGCUGAACGUGACGCUGGUGGCGACGGUGGCGGCGGAGAAGACGCUGCACCGUCCCGUCUACGUGCUGGUGUGCAACCUGUGCGUGAGCGGCGUGCUGGGGGCGUCGUGCUUCUACCCCAAGCUGCUGCACGACCUGCUGUCCCGAGCGCACCGGGCCUCCUACGCCGGCUGCCUGGUUCAGAUCGGGGCGCUCUACUGGUACGUCUUCUGCCAGCUGGCCGGCCUGACGGCCAUGGCCUACGACCGCUACGUGGCCAUCUGCCGGCCGCUGAGCUACCGCGCCGUGAUGACGGCGCCGAGGACGGGGCUGAUCCUGCUGCUGACCUGGCUGCCGCCCCUGGCCGAGACGGCGGCGGGCACGGCCCUGACGGCGCGGCUGCCGCUGUGCGGCCGGCGCCUCCGCCGCCUCUUCUGCACCAACUGGGCGGUGGUCAAGCUUUCGUGCGCGGACACGGCCGUCAACGACGCCUACGGGAUGGCGCUGAUCGUCCUGCACGUGGCGCAGGCCGUCCUGAUCGGCGUGUCGUACGGGCGGCUGGUGCGGGCCGCGCUGCGCUCGCGGCUCGACCGCCGCCGCUUCGCCCGGACCUGCGCGCCGCACCUGCUGACGCUGGGCGUCUUCAUGGGCUCGCUGCUCUUCGACACGCUCUUCCAGCGCUACGGCGACGGCGGCGGCCACUUGGAGGCGCUGCGCCACGCGCUGGCCGUGGAGUUCAUGGUGGUGCCGCCGCUCCUCAACCCGCUGGUCUACGGCGUCCACCUGCGACCCGUGCGCCGGCGCGUCCUGGCCAUCUUUGGCCCGCGGUGCAGGGCGAACGCCUGA
Messenger RNA from Nerophis lumbriciformis (worm pipefish), 933 nucleotides. NCBI's taxonomy places the organism in Eukaryota, Metazoa, Chordata, Actinopteri, Syngnathiformes, Syngnathidae. The record is from RefSeq and is a predicted model, not a curated record.